AUGUCCAACAAUAACAUUAACAACCGCGACAGGAAAAUACGAGAACUCUACAGAUACGAUGAGAUGUCUAAUAAAGUUCUCAGACCUGACAGAUCAUUGGACUCAAACAGUUCAAACCCUUUGAAAGAUGCGGCUGACUCACAGCCUAAGUCUAUGAUAGGCAAAAUUAGUGUGAAGGAAAUGGGUUCAUUUGCAAGACAGGACGUGAGCAGCGUUGACAGGGAGGCAUACAGACAAGAAGCAGUUAGCAAGAUAUCAAACGAGAGGCAGCCAAAAAGGGCGAUUAAUCGGAGCACAUCAAAGUCAACAUUACUUGGCGACGGGUCUGUUGAUAAGCUGCAUUACUACCCCUCUGAUGAAUCGAACUCUGCACGAUACAACGAAAUUGUUCAGCAUAUGGCAACACUUCUUGGGGAUGACUUCCCUCACGAUGUUAUAAUUUCCGGAGUUGACUUUGUUUUAGAGGUUUUGAAAGGUGGAUCUGCGGAAGAGAACUCUAGCAUAAAAAGCCAAAAAGCUCUGAUCGAAAAUAGCAUUUCAAUGUCGGUGCCCGAGAAGUGGUUUCAUGAACUCAUUAAUUUGGCAAAAGAAAUAUCUGAUUAUGACCGCCCUUCUCAUGAGACAACUAGAACAGAUGAUGGUGUUGCGAUUUUGGCCGAUGAAGAUGAUGAAGGUGAUUUUGAAAGCGAUAACGCUCUAAUUAACGAGCUGCAAGAUCAGGAAGAAGAGGAAAAAGUGGAAAAAGAAUUAGGCCAACAAUCAAGUCUUUUUACGGAUGCUGGUGAUGCAUCACAGACCUCUGGCGCCGACCUCGCCGGCAUGCUAGAUCAAGAAGAUGUUAUUGUGUUUUCCGCAGGCGAUGAACAAUCAAAUAACAUGAUUGAAGAAAUACCUAUCUAUGAAGUCGAUGAGCUGUUCUUACUGCGAAAAAUUGCGCUUGAGUUCAAAAAGCAAGAUUCAGCCGAAACUCAAUCACUGUGUGAUGCUGUGUUCGCGCUUUUAGCCGAAAACAGUGACACAUCUAAAUUAGAGGGUGGACUGGCUAAACUAAUAGACUUGAAUCAUUACUCACUUAUCAAAUUUAUCUGCAGGAACCGCCAUUCUAUUUACUGGGGCACAAAACUUGCCAAAGCAGGUUUUGAUCAAGUCUCACAGAUUCUAGAUGAAAUGCGCAGCUUCAAUUUGGUUAGUUUAGUAAACAGCUACGAGCGCAGGAAAACGACUCAGAAAAGGCGACUCGGCCUUGAAGGACAUGGUAUUGAUCAAAAUAGCCAAAGUGAGCUCAAAAAGCCUAAAAAACAAGACAUUCCGAAGACUAUUGACUUACAGGAACUGAAAUUUGAUCAAGGCUCUGAACUUAUGACGACAGAUAGAGUUUCGCUUCCUGCCGACUCUUUUAAAAGAAUCAAAGAAGGAUACGAAGAGAUCCAUAUCCCGCCUCCAUCACGACCAUCUGAAAAUUUCGAUCUCGUGCCAAUCUCUGCUCUUCCUGUGUGGGCAAAGGGUGCCUUUCCUUCCAAUGAAAUGACGAAUUUUAACAGAAUUCAAUCGGAGGUCUAUCCAAUGGCUUUCGGAAACGACGAAAACAUGCUCAUCUGCGCUCCAACGGGAUCAGGAAAAACAAACAUUGCCAUGCUAACUGUUCUACGAGUUCUUUCGCACCACAUGAGCAAGAACAAGGGGAGCUUUGACCUGAAAAGUUUUAAGAUUGUUUACAUCGCGCCCUUGAAGGCAUUAGUGCAAGAACAAGUUAGGGAAUUUCAAAGGAGGCUGGUUUCAUAUGGAAUUAAAGUCGGUGAACUCACUGGAGACUCGAGUCUAACAAGACAGCAAAUCGCUGACUGUACUGUUCUGGUGUCGACACCAGAAAAGUGGGAUAUUGUGACAAGAAAGGCUUCAGGCAAUGAUUACAGCAGCCUAGUUGAACUUUUGAUCAUCGAUGAAAUUCACUUAUUGCAUGAUGAAAGAGGGCCUGUUUUAGAAGGUAUCGUGGCGCGUAGCUUGCGAAACAUUUUUUCCAAGGAAAGAUUAAGAAUCGUCGCGCUUUCAGCCACGCUACCUAACUACAGUGAUGUAGCAAGAUUUUUGCGUGUGCCGCAUUGUAACACCUUCUACUUCGAUUCUUCUUUUCGCCCAUGCCCUCUGGCCCAACAGUUUUGCGGAAUCACAGAGACCACCGGAAUAAAAAAGAUAAAUGCAAUGAAUCAAGCAUGCUACGAUAAACUUCUCGAAGUGGUACAACAGGGUCAUCAAGCCAUUGUAUUUGUUCAUUCGCGUAAAGAUACAGUUAGAACUGCGACGUGGCUUAAGAACAAGCUAAUUGAAGAAGAAAAAAUACCACUCUUCAGGAAGUCAGAACCAGGCUCCAGAGAAAUUUUGCGACGGGAAGCGGAAAACGCGUCUGACAAACAUCUCGCGGAUCUUCUUCUCCAUGGCUUUGGAAUCCACCAUGCAGGUCUGACGAAAUUUGACAGGUCUUUGUCUGAAGAUCUCUUCGCCGACGGACUACUGUCAGUCCUUGUGUCCACAGCGACACUUGCAUGGGGUGUCAACUUACCAGCUCAUGCAGUUAUCAUUAAAGGAACUGAUAUAUAUUCGCCAGAAAAGGGUACGUGGACGCGGCUCUCCCCACAAGACGUGUUACAAAUGCUGGGAAGAGCUGGGAGACCUAGAUAUGAUACAUUCGGAGAAGGUAUCAUAAUAACACAAAGUACAAGUGUCCAGUACUACUUGGCCAUGCUUAAUCAGCAGCUACCCAUUGAAUCCCAGCUCAUCUCAAAAUUAGCUGACAAUUUAAAUUCUGAAAUCGUGCUCGGAAACAUAACAUCCAGGAAAGAGGCAGUUGACUGGCUGGGCUAUACAUAUCUUUAUGUCAGAAUGCUGGGAAGCCCCGAGUUGUAUGGCAUUCAGGGCGAUACAGUGUCCUACGACAAAGCAUUAAAUGGCUACCGCAACAUACUAGCACAUUCUGCAUUGCAGGUUCUCAGUGAUAGUAGGUUAACACUAUAUGACGCGGUUGAGGGAUCCGUCAAGCCAACAGAGCUUGGACGCAUUGCUUCUUACUUUUACAUCAAAUACCACUCUAUCUCGAGUUACAAUUCCAUGCUUAAUGAGCAUCUUACUGCAAUUGAGGUGCUUCAGGUUUUCUCCAAUUCAGACGAAUUCCGAUAUAUUCCAGUGCGCGAGGAGGAACGCCUGGAGCUACAGAAGCUUGUUGAAAAAGCUCCUAUUCCGAUACAGGAAGCACCUGACGAUCCACAUGCUAAAAUAAAUGUUCUUCUUCAAUCUUUCAUCUCACGAUCAAAAUUGGACGGUUUUGCUUUGAAGUCAGACAUGUUAUACAUAACGCAAAGUGCAGGACGAAUUAUGCGCGCACUUUUCGAACUAAGUUUGAAACGGGCUUGGUCUAGGCUCUCCAAAAUUCUGCUCACAUUGUGCAAGUCUAUUGAAAUGAGGGCUUGGAUUACUAACUCGGCACUUAGACAAUUUAGAACUUGUCCAGCUGAAGCAAUACGACAUGCAGAAGCAUCAUUUCUUCCUUGGCAAGAUUACCUACAGCUAUCCUCUCCUCGCGAGGUUGGUGAGCUUUUAAGGCUGGAAAAGCACGGAAAGCUGGUUUUUGAUCUUUUACAGAAAUUCCCCAAACUGGAAACUCAAUGCUCAGUUCAGCCAAUCACCCCAAGUGUUUUGCAGUUCCAGCUUGAGAUUAAACCUUCUUGGAGCUGGGAUAGGAAAGUCCACGGUUUUAGUGAAUCAUUUUGGAUUUUGUUGGAGGAUGAAAUGGGCGAAAAACUGCUUUACUAUGACAGAUUCACAGUCAAAGAAAAACACGUAAAUAAAGAACACUUCAAGGACUUUACGGUGUUCCUAAACAACUCUCAACAACAGAGACUUCCACUCAACUUUUUCAUAUCUUUAGUGUCAGACAAAUGGAUGCAAAGUGAAGCCAGAAUUCCGGUUGUUCUAGAAAAUGUCAAGCUUCCAAAAAAAUUUCCAGCUCCAACCCCGUUGCUUGAUCUCGAGAGAGUUUCAGUCUCGGAGCUAUGUUCCGAUGAAUUUGAGAGUGCUAUCAACUUGAUUCAUUUUAACAAACUACAGAGCCAAGUUUUUCCAACUUUGUAUGAGACAAACGAGAACGUUCUUAUAGGCGCAGCCCCAGGCAAUGGCAGAGCAGUAAUGGCCGAAUUGGCGUUGUUCAAAUUAUGGCGUCAUGCUGGCAAUCGUGCAGUCUUUGUAUGCCCCUCUGAGAAUAAAAUUGAGGUAUUAUUAAAGAGUUGGCAACGCAGGUUUAGUAGUUUGGCUGGCGGUAAGUCGAUCAAUAAGUUCACUGAGGAUAACUUGGUGAAUCUCAAACUCUUGGGUGAGAGCCACUUGAUCCUUUGCACUCCUUCCCAGCUUGACCUUGUAUCCCGCAAGUGGAAACAAAGAAAGAACGUCCAAAAAAUUGAACUUUUAAUUUUGGACCAAGCACAUCUUGUUGGUAACGGCCUACCGGGAGCUGUUUAUGAAAACAUUAUUUCCAGGAUGACAUUCAUUUCGGCGCAACUCGAAACAAAACUCAGAAUAGUCGCUCUUUCUAACCCUGUGGCAAAUAGCAGAGAUUUUGGAGAAUGGAUGGGAGUUAGGAAAGAAAAUAUCUUCAACUUCUCACCAAGCGACAGAGGAAAUGCUUUGCAAAUUCAAAUACAAUCAACUGAGCAAUAUUUAAAUCAUCGCUAUCUUGCCAGGAAGUUCGUUUGGCCCCAAUUCCAAGAUUUGCAACUCACCAAUGAAAAACCACGCCGUUUAGUCGUCUUUACAUCAUCUAGAAAACACUGUGUUGAAACAGUCCUAGAGAUUAUGAAGACGGGCGCUGCUCAAGACUUCGAACCAUUGGCAAAAGGCAGUCCCAUCUUUGACAACCUGGACGCAAAGAUGUCAAGCAAAAUGCUAUCGGAAGCUGCUUCGUGGAAAAUUGGCUGCUUACAUGCUGGUAUGACCAGCAAGGAGAGGGACACGAUGAAGAAACUGUUUGCUGACGGGGGCCUAAAUCUUUUAGUAGUAUCCCGCGAAGAAUCAUAUGAAGGACUAAAGGCCAAUUCUGUAAUUCUGCUGGGAACCAGCUAUUACGAAGGUAAAGAACAUCGUUAUGUUGAUUAUACCAUGAACCAAAUGCAAGAAAUGAUCAAGGUCGCAUGUUUAAGUCCCAGUAUGAAUAAAGCGUUGGUUUUUACUUCGCCAAAGAAGAACGAGUACUACAAAAAGUUUCUAAGUGAACCCUUACCUGUUGAAAGCUUUAUGUAUUAUCACUUGCCUGACGCUAUAUCCUGCGAGAUUAGUACGGGCGUUGUUGCGUCCAAACAGGAUUGUAUCGAUUGGUUGACAUACAGUUUGUUUUACAGAAGGCUUUAUGGAAAUCCCAGCUUUUAUGGUGUUAAGGAUGUGUCGCCUUUAGGUAUUUCGGCGUUUUUGACAGAGGUUGUCGAAGAUGUUGUCGAAGAUUUGGUUGAAUUCUCUAUAAUAGAAGCUGAAAAAACAGAAUAUUCCGAAGAUGGGUCCAGCGAAGGCGAGGAGGAUGUACUAGUACCUCUAAAUGGCUGCUUGAUUAGCUCACAUCACAAUAUCUCAAUUUCAAGCGUGAGAAUUUUCCAUCGCUCUUUGUCUAAGACUUCUGGGUUGAGAAGUAUGCUAGAGGCAAUAUCGAGUACUAUCGAGUUGGAAAGCGUCCCGGUUCGUGAGAGCGAGGCUGAGGUACUGCGGUCACUGUACGAAAAAGUGCCAGUUAAGUCUUCGAGAGCUGAAGAUUUUGAGUCACCAGAAAUGAAGGUGUUCAUCCUAUUGCAAACUCAUCUCUCCCGCAUUCAAUUGAAAAAUGAACUAAAGAGGGACAUGGAAGACAUUUUAAAAGCAGUUCCUAGAAUUGUGAGCGCUCUCGUCGACUUCCUUGCCGGCGAAGGAAACCUCAACGCCACGACUGCUAUGGACUUAUCUCAAAUGUUAACUCAAGGUAUGUGGGAUACCGACAGUCCUUUGUUGCAAAUUCCUUUCUUUGACCUGCACAUGGUCAACAAGUGCAACGAAAAAGAUGUGGAGACUAUUUAUGAUGUUAUGGCGUUAGAAGACGACGAGAGGGAAGAACUUCUAAAUUUUGACAACGAUAAGUUGAACUGCAUAGCAGAGUUUGUGAACACGUAUCCAAACAUUGAACUAACGUAUUCCAUCGACCUAUCCAAGCCGCUGGAAGCUGGACGGCCAUUCAAAAUUUUGGUGACUUUGACAAGAGAUGAAGAAGCGGAAAGCCUCGACGUUGUAGCUCACAGAUUUCCUUUUUCUAGAAAAGAAAACUGGUGGAUUGUUGCUGGAGAAGCGUCCAAGAGGGAAUUAUUUUGCAUAAAGAAAGUCUCUCAGGCCGCGGAGGUUAAAGAAUAUGAGCUUGAGGCGACCAUACAUGAAAAAGGGAGACAGAAGCUAACGUUAUGGUGCGUCAGUGAUUCAUACCUCGAUGCUGAUAAAGAAGUAUCUAUUGAGCUCAAUAUUACGUAG
Lachancea thermotolerans CBS 6340 is the source of this 6522-nucleotide messenger RNA. It is a transcript of the gene BRR2, whose product is annotated as ATP-dependent RNA helicase BRR2. The coding region runs from base 1 to 6522 and encodes 2173 amino acids. Gene Ontology annotation, molecular function: ATP binding; nucleic acid binding. The transcript has a single exon. The record is from RefSeq and is a predicted model, not a curated record. Gene Ontology annotation, cellular component: nucleus. Lineage: Eukaryota; Fungi; Ascomycota; Saccharomycetes; Saccharomycetales; Saccharomycetaceae.